AUGAGGUAAUAAAACUCUAAAAGAGACGGUUUGGUUAUUAGUGAUGGUCCACAGUCCGCUCGCCAAUAAGAUCAAUAAAAAUAUGACAAAGUUAAGACCAUUAAUACAAAUGAAAAUUACAGUAUAACUUAAAAUGAGGCGACUUUCGUAGACUUUUUAUAAAAUGAUAGACAAGUUUAGAAUAAUCUAGAUACUUCUCUACAUAUAAAUGAUGCAUAAAACAGAGGAUAUAUAAAUAAUCAAACUACAAAUAUAACUCAAAACUAUACAAUAGAGUAUACUAGCCAAAAUUUAUACACAAACUAGGAAGGAUUGGUUAAUGCCUAAGCAAAUGAUAAGUCCAAAAGUUUUUGCUGCAAAAAAAAGAAGAUAAGUCCUCUUGGAGAUUAUGAAGGAGUUGGAUUCGAUUAGUUAACUUCAGAAAUGCCUACAACCUAUGAGUCAUUCGAUCGUGCAAGUAAGAAUUGGGAAAAAGUACGAAAGUCUUUGAGAAAGAUUGUGAUGCUUGGAAUUUCCUAUGUGAUUCAUCCUGAUAACAACUAUAAAUUCCCAUUUGACUUAUGUGUUGAUAUUGCCUAUAUUGUAUCUUUUUUCCUUACUCCUUUUGUAGUUGCAUUUCAUGCUGAACCAUUGAUAUACACAAGAUGGUUUGAAUUCAUCAUAGAUAUUAUUUUAAUUAUAAACCUGGUAAUGAACUUUUUCACUGGCUACAGAAGUGAUGGAUAAGUUAUUCUUAAACCCAAAGCAAUCUUAUCAAGAUAUCUAAAGACAGAUUUCAUUUUUGACGUGAUAGCAACAAUACCUGGAUUUGUAACAGUUGAAAGCUAUAAAUACAUUUACUAUGUAAAGAUUGUCAGGUUCACUCAGAUCGACAGGCUUUUUGCAUAAAUUAACAAUGUCCUUGUUGGAUAUGGAGACUAUUCCGCAUUCAAUAAGUGGGAAAAGCUCUAUUUGAUAUUUUUAGAAUUUACAGGCAUUUGCACUUUUUCAAUAAUCACUGGAAAUAUCACAUCUCUGCAAUCAAUGAGAUAAAUUGCAGAUAUCAUUCAAGAAAAGACAUUGGAUAAAUACUAUGAUAAAUUUUUUUACUUCUUCAAUGACAUUUAACAACAAAACUACGCUCCUCAAACUUUCAUAAGAAAAAUUCUAGUUAACUUAGAUUGCUAAAUCUUUGAACCUAAUGUUGAAAUAUUGAAAGGUGGCCAUGAGGUUAACAAGCUCUACUUCGUAUACAAAGGAGCUGUAUUAUUGUAAAGAAUAUAAACUUUAUAGGUAUUGGUUAAGCCAGUUUCGGCUAUUGAUUAUGCAAUUGAAAAAGGGAUGUAGCAAAUGAACUAAAGAGAAUCUAUUGAAUCUGAAAAUCAUCGAUAAAAUAGACUCUUUAAAAAGAUAGCUGUUGGAAAUUUAAAAAGAGGUUAAAAGUAUAUUGAUUGUAUAGCAAUUUUACCUGAGGGUUCCUUCUUUGGCGACUAUUAAAUUCUUUUCAACAUUAACUCAAACUAUACCUUUACUUCAAUGUCCCAAAUGGAGACUUGGUGCAUGACCAUUUCAAGUUCAAAGUUUCUAUAAAAAUGUGAAGAAUUCCCUCAUUUCCAUUCAUUCCUCCAGCAAAGAGCUCUUCUUAGAAGAAAUCAUUUCAAGUAAAUGGAAUUGAAGCUAGAAUAGCAAAAUGAUUCUAAACUCACCAAUGAUACAUAAAUGGAAACCUAAAAUCUAGGAGAUAAUCUUUCUGCUAGACAAAAAUUUGAAGAAGAUUCUGACAAGGAACAAAUAAUGAAGGUGAGCGAAAACAAUCAUCUUAUGUAGCAUAGUCUGGUUGAGUUAAAUUCGAUUGAAAGACCUCAUUACAAGCUUGAUUAGCAAAAAAUACAUCUCAACUUUACCUUGCCAAUGCUUAGAAUGUAUGUAUCUAGUGUCGAGAAUAUGUCUCUAUCAAGUGGCAAAUACCUGAAGAACAGAUUAAAUCGCUUCAGAGAAUUCUUUAAGUUGUCUGAGUCUGUGACUAUUGGAACAGAAUUAAGUGAGGUCAAAAAUGAAUACAAAAUGCAUGAAAUGGCAAAGAAAAAGCCAGUAGUCAAAAAGUAAAUAAAAGCUCCAUAAAAAAUAGUAAAACAAAGUACUGGAGCUGUAACAAAUAAAACUAGAUAGAGUUAAGAUUGGGGAACAAGUAAUCCAGGCAUUAUAUCUAAUGGAUCAGAUAUAAAAACAAUGAAUAAUAGAAGUUCUCUCCCAAAUCAUCAAAUAGAUGCCGUAAUUGACAAUUCUAACUAAGGUUUGCACACAUAAAAGGGUUCAGCAGAUUUGAUGUCUGUCGAUGAUUCCUCUUAAAUGCAUAACUCCUAAAAUCAACUGAUAUCUCAUAAUUAAGUGGUACCUACUUAAUUGAAAAAUGAUGAUCAAGAUUCAAAUUUCUAUAGAAUCAUGAUAGGGAGAAUGUCUGAGAAUGAUCCUUCAAUAAUGUAGAGUACUAGGAUAGAAGCCUUAAACAAAACCAUACCACAUCUCAAUAGUUUUAAGUGUUUGGAGGGGACACCCCUAGAAAACAUAGAUAUUGAUUUUAUGGCUAGCAAAAUAUCAAUUAAUCUCGAAAAACAGUAAAGAGCAAAUAGAAACUGGGCUCGCGUCAGAACAUUGUUAAGCAUGAAUAGAGAAGCUGGAAUGAAUACAGGUGAAAAGAAGCAAGAUAAGUAUGUGAUCAUGCCUGAUAGUCUUGCAAAAAUGGUAUUCGAUAUCGCAUUUGAAAUUAAACCCUUAGAAAAUUUGAGGUGGCUAGAAUUUGCUAUGGAUUGGUGCAUUAUGCUCAAAAUUAUUUCUAUUUUCUUUACUGCACAAUUCAGUGAUGCAGAUAUUAUUACUUAGCAUCGCCAAAUUGCAUGGACCUAUCUCACCGGAUACUUUAUAUUUGAUAUUUUAUCAUGCUUCCCAGGAAUUGUAACUACUGAGAAGGUUCAUUGGGCUUACUAUUUCAAAGUCUUAAGAUUUAUAAGAUUUUAAAGACUCAUAGAGUAGAUCUAGACUUUGAUAUACUUGAGCUUGCUCUUCCAUGUUUUGGCAUGUAUAUGGAUAUUGAUUGGCCACACAGAUGGAGGAUGGAGAUCAAUGAUUGCCAAUGAAAAUGACAGCGAAAUUGGAUAUGGAGAUAAUUUUGCCUAUAAUUCGAGAGAAAAGUUGUACAUGAUAUUUUUGGAAUUUACUGGUAUCUGCACAUUCUCUCUUAUCACUGGUCAAAUUACCAACUUAAAAGAGAUUAAGUAAAUAUCAGAGAUCAUCGAACAAAAAGUAAUUUAUUAAUCUUAAAUGAUCAUUACAAAGAGUGACGAGAUCGAAAACUAUUUAUGCGAGAUUGAUGUAUAAAUUCCAAACAAGGAUAUGAAAUCAGAUGUUUAUGAUAAUGCAAUAAAUUACAUUAAGAACAGCUAUUUAAAAGGAGUAUCUUAAUCCCUAAGAGAAUCAAAUUAUUAUAAGCUUCUUCCUCCAAGACUCAAAAAUAUUCUAAUCUAAGAGGUACUUAAAGACUAUCACAGGCAAUUUUAUUUCUUUUUUCAUGAUGUUUAAAAUAAAAACCAUGCUGAUGAGGUUUUUAUAAGGAAGGUUCUUUUUUUGCCAUUCGUAGAUAUAAUAAAGACUGGAGAAAUCGUAAAUAGGCUAUAUUUUUGCUAGUAAGGUAGCAUUCUUGUCAGCUCGAAUUAUCAAGACGCUUUGAAAGCUCUACCCUUUGAACUCUAGCAUGAUGUAAGAAGAAGUAUCAUUUCUAAUGGAAGAAGCAAUUAAGGUGAUGGUCUAAGGCCCCCAACAGCAGCAAGUAUACCUUAGUUCACUUAUAUCACAAUUUUACCACAAGGUUCCUUCUUUGGAGAUUAUUAAAUACUGUUCAACCUACCUUCAAACUAUGCUUUCACAGCUUUUGCUGAAGAAGAGACAAGUUGCAUGACAAUUGCAGAAUCCAAGUUCAUUAAUAUUUGUGAGUAGUUUCCUAAAUUUCACUCAUUCCUUUGCUAAAGAGCCUUAAUGAGAAGAAAUCAUUUUAAAAUGCAAGAAUAAAAAGCCAAAAAAUCUGUUAUGUAAUCUAGAUCAAGAAAAAGGCAUUUGGUAACUGAAGAUCACAUGAUGGACUAACCUAAUAAGAAAGCUGCUAGAGAUGUUGCCGAUGCAAGAGACCGGACAAAACUACUUGAUAGAUCACUUUUGGACUUAAAUUUAGUUGAAAUGCCAAAAUUUAAAACUGACCUAGAGUAGAUAUCGGUAAAGUUUACGAUUCCAAUCAUCAGAAGAUUUAAAAAGCACAAUGAUUUUUUCAGCAUUUUAAAUGUUGCUCUAUCAGGAGAAGACCUUUAAUAAGUAAAAAGAGACUUUGAUUACUAUAAAGUUAACAAGUACGGAAAGAAAUAGCUGGAGCCUGUUGCUAAAAUCACUAGGAAAGAGGAAGAAAGAAAGCGCAAAUUAAGAGAAGGAGAUACUUACUAAAGCAAGAAUUCACUACUAGGGGGUGGAACUAUAUAAAAUGAUCUCAUUCAAAAAGAUAUCUAGACUCCUCCAAGAACAGCACAAGGACUUAAAAAAAUAAAAGAGAACUAAAGAUCUACUACUAGUCUACCACCAAUUGACAGAAUUAUAAAGUCAAGAGAUGGCACAGUUGUUAUAACCGAGGAUAGCCACUAUCAGCUGAUAACUUAGCAAGAGCUUAAGAUUAGUACAAUGAUGGAAAGGAGUGAUCUGCAAGGAGUGAUGUUUGAUAUAAAAGUUGAUCUCUCUGAAAGAUUGAGAAAAGAUUUGAUUGACUUUACAACGGAUGUGAGGGGAGAAAUAGAUGGGAAAAUUGAUAAAGAAUACUUCUCCUAAAGAUUGAAGAGAAGAGCACCAUUAUCAGAUUUUACUCGUCUCAAAGAGGAUUUUUAAGCUUUGAAAGUUUAUUCUCAGCAUGAAUUGUCAAGUGCAAUAGAUAACACUUAUCAAGAAUUGAGAACAUAAAUAACAACAAAGAUUGAUAAAAAAGAGAUUCACAAAAUUAUGAAUAAGUAUACAGAGAAGAGUGACUUUGAUAUUAUGAAUAAAGAAGUUAAAAGUAUAGAAGAAAAGAUAAAAAUAAUCCAAAAUGACAUCAAAGAGGUCCGCUAUCAAAUAACUGGAGUAAAAGAUGAUGAAUUAACCUAGAGUGAAGAAGAUGAAUUUGAAAAGCUAGAAUAGGAAAUUCAAGAUGAGGUUAUUAAUGAGAGUAGCAUGGAUGACAAAAAUAGCAAUUUUGAAUUUAAGGUUAACUCAAAGUAAAUUGUUGAAAAGAAUGAUGAAUAAAUUUAAUCGAACCAAAAAUAUGUGGCUAACUUUAAUGGUUCAAAAUACUAUUCAACUAAUAAUUUUGGAUUUGGUAAUACUUUCUUGAGAGGAGUCAGUAAAAACCAGAAAAUUUCAAAAGCUUUAAGAGGAGAUCCAAAAGUAUAAAGGAGAUAUUUUCAAGCCUAAAUAAACGAACUAAGUCAAAAAAUCAUAGAAUUCAUUCAAAGGAAUAAGGAAAUGGAUUCGUACCUCACGUCCUCCGAUUCUUUCAUGAAGGAAGUCUAAGAUCAUUUGUUUGCAUUUAAAAGUAGAUUUGAAAACAUGAAAGUGGAUGAACAAGCAUUCAACGAAAGAAGUGACUAAGUUCUUUCAUAUUUUGAAUUUGCCAAGAAUUAGCACUCAAAGAUGAUUGAAUAGUAUGAUCACAUUGAAAAAUCUAUGAUAGUAAUGAAAUAAGAAAUGAGAGAUUUUUAUAAUAAACUCUAGCUAGAUACAGAUGUAAAAUUCAAGAAAUUGGUGCAUGUUGAAACUCAUAUGAAUAUUGUCAAAUAAGAAUAAGAAAUAAUGAGAAAUAAAAAGACCAAAGAAGAUUAUUUGUAAAAGGAAGAUUAGUCGAAACUUCUGAAUAAAUUUGCUAAAUUUGACAGAAGUCUAUUAUCCUAGAGGGAAGAUUUAGCUAGAGCAAACGAUGAAUAGUCUAGAAGAAUAACUUUUCUCGAAGGAGAAAUCUUAAAAUUAAAAGGUCCCUUAUUAAGUGAAUUCAAGAAUAUUUAAAAAGAGAAUGAAGGAUUGAUUACUUACAACAACAGUGUGAUCGAGAAAAAAAAUGCUUACGAGACAUACACAAAUGAAAAUAUAACAUUAAUUCCAACUCUUGAAGAUUAAAUAACCACCUAAGAUAAUCAGGCUGGGAGAUUUACAAGCCUUGAAUUGAAAAGGGAUUCAUUAUCGAGGAUGUUUGAUACAUACAGCUCAAGAGCAGGAAUUGUAAAUAAAUAAAACAAAAGAGCUCAUACUGCUAUUUCACAUAGAAGAUAGACUACCUAAACUGGAUCAAUUACGUAAAAUAUUCAAAAUAAUUAAAGUAGACUAAAUGAAGCAAAUCAUGUCUAUGAUAAUUAUUAAACAAUGGAAAAUUAUUCAAGAUUGAAUUCUAAUUCAAGAACUUUUACUUCCAGACCAAGAAGCUAAGUGCUAACCAAGUCAAGUCCAAGCAAAGUUUAGGCUAAUUUUUCAACAAACUAUGUAAAAAGAUAAGAUUUUCUUGUUACCCCAAGUAACAUAAACAUUCUCUCUGGUAAAGUAGAUAGUCGUAAUGCUCAUAACAAUAUGUAAGACUUCCUAAACAAGCAUAUAAGACCGAAGUCAUCAACAGUGAAUGGAAGUUAAAGAAUGAGAAUAAAGUUCAGAAAAGAUGUAGGGGAUACUUAGAGGGAAUUAAGGGGACCAGAGAAUUUUAUAAAUGCUGAUCUUACUGAAUAGAUGAGUAAAUAACAACCAACAUUAUUAGGUGAAAGAUUAAACAAAUCCUAAAUUCAAAUAAUGAGAUAAUAACUGAAGAUGACUAACAUGAAAUAGCUUAACCCAACUUAAAUUCAUGAUAUAUAAGAAGAGAAAGAUGGAAAUUAAGCUAUCUCAAUUGUUGAUGAUGAAAAGCCUAAAAAUGAUAAGGACUAAGAUAAUCAUUUAAAGGGCUAGAUUCAUCCUAAAAAUGCUCAAACACUAUAACUCCAUAGAUUCUAGCAUUUGAUCAGCAACUAUGACUUAUAAUAAAAUCCUUGA
Molecule: messenger RNA, 7053 nt
Organism: Stylonychia lemnae
Lineage: Eukaryota; Ciliophora; Spirotrichea; Sporadotrichida; Oxytrichidae
Source: the annotation of a GenBank genome assembly